CAAUAUUAAAUGGAUAACUAUGAUGCCAUUAUAGUCGGUGCAGGUAUCGCAGGUCCUCCAUUAGCAGCCGCUUUAUCUAAGCAGAACCGUAGAGUUUUGUUAAUCGAACGAGAUUGGUCUGAACCCGAUAGAAUCGUCGGAGAACUCUUGCAACCAGGUGGUCUCAACGCUCUCAAAGAGUUAGAAAUGUCUUCUGCUUUAGAAAACAUAGACAGCAUACCUGUAGAAGGCUAUUGUGUCAUUUACAAUAAGGAGCCUGUUCAUAUUCCAUACCCAUUCAGCGAUCUAUCGUCCAAGCGUCAUCAAGGCAGGUCAUUCCAUCACGGUCGAUUCAUACAAGGUCUUAGAGAGCUAGCAAAGCAAGAAAAAUCUAUUACUACUGUAGAAGCCACAGUAAAAUCACUCAUGAUUGAUAAUGAUGUCGUAAAGGGUGUUUCAACAUCAGAUGGGAAGUCUUAUAAAGCACCUAUUACAUUCAUAGCGGAUGGCUGCUUCUCUAACCUUCGUAAAUUUGCUCUCAAGGAGGCACUCCCCCCAAAAACGUGUUCCUGGUUCGUUGGUUUAAUCCUACACGAUUGUGAACUACCAAAGAAGUAUCACGGGAAUGUCAUCCUAGGUGAUAACCACGCUUGUGUACUUCUUUACCAAAUUGGUAACAACGACGUACGCAUUUUGAUGGAUGUCAGAGGUGAUAGACCAUCAAUACCAAAAUUACCUGAUCAUAUAAAGAAGGAUAUUCUUCCACAUCUUCCAGAAUCAGUUCAGCAACCCCUUUUAAAUGCUCUCAGUGAUCCUGAACAAAGGCUUAGAAUUAUGCCAAAUAGUUACAUGCGUCCAACUUCCCGGAAUGCGAACACACGUAAAGGAGUCUUACUCAUAGGUGAUGCACAUAAUCAACGCCACCCACUCACGGGUGGCGGAAUGACUUGUGCUUUGACGGAUGUUAACACCCUGACAAAAGAAUUAGACGGUGUGGAUUUACACAAUUGGGAUGCAGUCAAACUUUGUCUUCAUAAUUGGGAUUGGACGAGACGCUCAACCGCUGGAACGGUCAAUACUUUGAGUAUGGCAUUGUACGAUCUAUUCAGUGGAGACGAUGAUGAUUUGAAGGUGUUAAGGCAGGGUUGCUUUAGGUACUUCCUUCAAGGUGGAGAUUGUAUAGAUGGCCCUGUAGCUCUUCUUAGUGCUGUUAGACCAGAACCAUUGGUACUUUUCUAUCAUUUCUUUGCUGUCGCUUUCAAGAGUAUAUCAUUACUUUACGCACAAUCAAGCUCAAACGUAGUUUUCACAACUUUCAAAGCAAUACAUGUUCUCAAAACGGCAUGUAUCGUACUUCUCCCAACCAUGGUAAUGGAAUUAGUUCCAUACCCUCAACAUGUUUUGAAAUUUUUGCUCUUAGUAUCACUUUUCAUACUAGGUUUAGCAAUUCACAUACAAUCGCUCUAGAAUUAUACCCAAAAUGUAA
This is a messenger RNA of Wallemia mellicola CBS 633.66, 1465 nucleotides long. Its product is annotated as SE-domain-containing protein. Gene Ontology annotation, biological process: ergosterol biosynthetic process. The record is from RefSeq and is a predicted model, not a curated record. Lineage: Eukaryota; Fungi; Basidiomycota; Wallemiomycetes; Wallemiales; Wallemiaceae. The coding region runs from base 10 to 1446 and encodes 478 amino acids. The transcript is spliced from 3 exons. Gene Ontology annotation, cellular component: membrane; endoplasmic reticulum. Gene Ontology annotation, molecular function: squalene monooxygenase activity; flavin adenine dinucleotide binding.